AUGCAAUCCCGCCUUCUCCACUCCAUCCGCUCCAUAUCCUCUAUCUCCACCCCAAAGAACCCUUUACCAAUCUUGAUCUGCGGAAGAAAUCCCCGCGUCGCUUCAGCCGUAUCCGCCGCCUUGCGGCCCGAUUAUGAUGUAAUACACUCCAUAUCAUCCCCCCAAGCCGGCACGCUCGACAUCCCCGCCUUCCUCCGCGGCGAUGGUAAUACUGCUUCUACUUCUUCCCAGGGCACUACGGCCCCGACCCCAACACCCGUGGCCAUCCUGGUUGGCGGUGGGUAUACGGUUCACGAUAUGGAGAUGAUACGCGAGGCCUGUCGUGGUCUUGAUCCUGUUAUCUGGUUGAAGGUGAAGAAGGAUAUGUCGGGACCGCUGCCACCGUUGGAAGAGUAUGGAGCGGAGGUGGGAAGGAGGGCGAGGGAGUAUUUGAAUGGGGUACGGGAUCGGGGGGAGUUGGGGGGUGGUGGGGUUUAUUAUAUUUAA
Molecule: messenger RNA, 486 nt
Organism: Aspergillus chevalieri
Lineage: Eukaryota; Fungi; Ascomycota; Eurotiomycetes; Eurotiales; Aspergillaceae
Exons: 2
Coding region: 1-486 (161 amino acids)
Source: RefSeq, a predicted model, not a curated record